Molecule: messenger RNA, 1752 nt
Organism: Pseudozyma hubeiensis SY62
Lineage: Eukaryota; Fungi; Basidiomycota; Ustilaginomycetes; Ustilaginales; Ustilaginaceae
Exons: 1
Coding region: 1-1752 (583 amino acids)
Biological process (GO): protein folding in endoplasmic reticulum
Cellular component (GO): endoplasmic reticulum
Molecular function (GO): misfolded protein binding; protein-folding chaperone binding
Source: RefSeq, a predicted model, not a curated record
AUGAAGGCGAAGCUGCUGCCAUCCCUUCUGGCGCUUUCAUGGACGCUCUGUCUCGCUCUCGGCCUCUCAUCCACGGGAGGACUGCUCGUGCGAGCUGACGCCUUUGCAUCUUCUCAUCCACCCGUGGUGAGCGAUCCCGCCGCCGCCAAUCAGCACCUCACACAGGCCAACGCAGCUCUUCAGUCCGGCCGAUACCAAGAUGCUCUCAACUCCUUCGAUCUGGCGCUACAAGCCGAUCCAUCGUCAUAUCUCACAUACUACAGGAGGGCCACAGCGCAACUCUCGCUCGGCCGCACAUCCGCUGCACUACAAGAUUUCAACACACUGCUCGAGCUGAACCCAAAGUUCUACAAGGCGUACCUCCAACAGGCCAAAGUCUACCUCAAAGAAGGAGACUACGACAAGGCCAAGCAGGCGCUUAAGACGUACGACUCUAUUCGCGCCGAGAAGGGUGCUGCAGAGUCGAGCCCUGCGGAAGCAAACAGUGUUCGCUCCAAGCUCACCUUGGUCGAGACAUCACUCAAGUCGCUGAACCAGCUCGUUAAGGAGCUCGACAAGGCGCAGAAGGGGGAUUGGAAGGGCAAGGCGAAGGAGGUAGAUCCGACCAAGGUGGACCACUGCAUUCAGCUGGCUGGCGAGGUGCUCAAGAUUUCGCCGUCGCAUCUCGAGACGAGAUUGACUCGCGCUCGCUGUCAGACCAUGAAGGGAAAUGUGGAAGACGCCAUGGCAGACUGGACGCGCGCUGUUCACCUUUCCCCUUCGCCCUUCCUGCUUCGACGGCUGGCGGUGCUCUCGUACUUUGUCGUCAGCGAACCCGGCUCGCAGAGCAGGGAUGCGGGACUUCAACAUCUCAAGGCGUGUCUCCACUCGGAUCCGGACAACAAGUCGUGCGCCAAGAUGCAUCGAAAGAUCAAAGCGUUGGAAAAGGCCUUGAAGAAGGCUCGCAACUUUUACAAUUCGCAGAGCUACCGCGCUGUGCUCUCAGCGCUCAAGGGCGGAAAGGUAGGCGGACCAACGGUGGUGGAUGAGAUCAAGGAGGCCAUCAAGGCUGCCACCGAGGUGCAGUCGGGAGACGAGGAGGCGUUGAUCCCAUCGACGUACAAGGGUGAUCCGGUUCAGCAGUCGGGAUUGCUGUUUGAACUGCACAUCAUGUACUGCAAGUCGUACACCGAGCUCAACGACAUGUCCAAAGCCAUGCCCUUCUGCGAGCUGGUGCUCGACAAGGAUCCGGACAACGUCGAAGCCGUGCUCGCACGUGCCGAGCUGGCCCUGCAACGCGAAGAGUACGACGCGGCGGUGCGCGACCUCACCAAAGCCUUCGACGCCUCCGGCCGCACCGACCGCAGCAUCCACCAGAAACUCACCACCGCGCAGAAACGUCUCAAGCUCAGCCAGAGCAAAGACUACUACAAGGUGCUCGGUGUCAAGCGCACCGACGAUCUCGCGACGAUCAAGAAGGCGUACAGGAAGAUGGCGCGCGAGAACCACCCGGACAAGGGCGGAUCGCAGGAGAAGAUGGCCCAGAUCAACGAGGCGUGGGGCGUGCUAGGCGAUGACGAGCUGAGGAAGAGGUACGACGAGGGUGACGAUCCGAACGACCCCAUGGGUCAGCAGCAGGGUGGAUAUGGGAACCCGUUCGCGCAGGGUGGUCAUCCGUUCGAUAUGUUCUUCCAGCAGCAGGCGGGUGGUUUCGGUGGUUUCCCCGGCGGCGGCUUCCCCGGUGGUCAGCAGUUCCACUUCAAGAUGGGUUGA